This is a messenger RNA of Plasmopara halstedii, 1519 nucleotides long. RefSeq lists its product as uncharacterized. Bases 147 to 335 code for a protein of 62 amino acids. The record is from RefSeq and is a predicted model, not a curated record. The transcript has a single exon. NCBI's taxonomy places the organism in Eukaryota, Oomycota, Peronosporomycetes, Peronosporales, Peronosporaceae.
AGCAAUUGCGUCACGAUAAGUAGGAGUGUAUAGUUUUGCCACAGCGCGAAUCACAUCGAUUACUUUGCUACAUCUAUGCCCUCAAUUUUUUGAUCCCACUGUACAUUUGACAUUAUUAGUUGUCCUGACCCUGACAGCUGCUUCCUAUGCACUUAAUCUCACUCCGUCGUCUUGCUACUGCAACACUUAGUGUUGGAACUCGACAGCCAUUGUCGCCAAAAGUUCAAAAGUCAAGUCAUAAUUUCGCAUUUAAUUCUAACAGUAGCAUUAAUGCAUCACCACGACAUAACUCUGAGAAAUUCGGUGAGUCUGCUUCUCUUCGGAUGAUACAGUAAAUGGCGGACGUUACAGGCAAGCCAAACCAAUUGAUGCAAGCAUCCGUGUGGCGCUUUGCCACAUGGCUAGGCAACGACACACUGCCUGGUGUACAGCUGUCAGCUCAACGUUUGCGCAUUCGUUAACGUGACAAAGUACCAUAUUAGCAAGCCGAGUCUCCGCCGUGUGCAUUGGCAAUAUCAAAAUAUCCCGGACUUGCCUCCAGCAAGACCAUACUACGUCAAAGUCGAUAACUCCGAGCUCAGCGGAUUGCAGCAAUAGAGGAACCAGUAAAGUCCGAUGUCGCAACCAGCGAACGGUCUUUUAUGGAAAACCGAGUCGUUUGGUGUGCAACGUGACUCAAACAAAUUUGUGACAAGAUAGGGAGGGACAUGUAUACGCAAGCAGCUUAAACCGACCAAUCGAGUGCUGCGCACUCGUACACUUUGAUAAGCGAUUCACGACCUCAAACAGCUCAUGUCAGUAUCAAAAAGAGUCAACGUUAAAAAAGCGCUGUGACAUAGUAGCACAUUGACAACACUAUCGCUUCGCGCUGCAUUAAUUUUUCGACACUACGAGAUAUAGCCAAUGUAAAAUUCAUUCAAUGGAUAUUUGACUUGAAUAAUCGUGUUAAGCGUUGCAACAUUCGCUUUUACAAAAAGUGCGCGUAGCGCUUGUACGUGAUUGUAGCGGUCAAUGCUGUGACACUACGACGGCAUUGUUGCUGACUCACAGUAAGUAAAAAGUCAUGGAUCAUAUAGUCGGCACUGAGUGCAGAUGCUCCAGAUCGAAGUAAUCACAUUCGCAAAAACAUGACAUCUCUGCUGCCAUCCACGUUUCUAAACCAAACUUGAAUGCCAUUAUCUGAAGGAACGCCAUUAAACACUCGACCGCGAUAAGAGAAGGAAGAAGUUGCCCACCAAGCAAACUAGAUCACAUUUACCGCUGCUGUAUAGUGUAGGAAGUGGCUGCAUACAUCACGAUGAGACUUUACAUGGUCUUGAUGUCACCACAAUGCCAGCAUUGAGUCAUGAGUUUUUUUUAAGAAAUUAUACCACUUUGAGCUUGGUAACUCGGCAAGAUCAAGGACGAACAAACAGAUAGAUCAUCGGCAGAAAUCCGAUUGUUAAUUUCAUACACCAACUCAAUCCAACAGGCUUGUGAGAGCAUCUUUCCAAGGGUCGAUAGGCGUUUUUAUGCCACA